This is a messenger RNA of Pyrenophora tritici-repentis Pt-1C-BFP, 630 nucleotides long. NCBI's taxonomy places the organism in Eukaryota, Fungi, Ascomycota, Dothideomycetes, Pleosporales, Pleosporaceae. The record is from RefSeq and is a predicted model, not a curated record.
AUGCUCUUCUCCAACAUCGUCUUCGCCGUUCUCGCCCAGAGCUUGACCGCAUCCGCUGCCACCAUGAUGGUCACGGUUGCUGCCAACAACAAGUUCCAAUUCACCCCCAACUCUGUCACGGCCCAGCCCGGUGACACUGUUGCCUUUGUGUUCGCCGCCCAGAACCACAGUGUGGCUUCCUCCGACGCAAACACGCCCUGCAAGCCCCAGGCAAACGCCCUCUUCUCCGACUUCCAGCCUAUCGCCGGUAACCCCAAGGGUAGCCCCAACGCCGCCAACGGUCGUCGCCAAACUGCCAACUCGCCCAUGUUCAUGGUUCCCGUCACCGACACCCAGCCCAUGUACAUCUACUGCCCCCAGGCCCAGCAUUGCCAGCAGGGAAUGGUCAUGGUCAUCAACCCCCCGAGUGCCGCUGUUGUCGCACAGUACCAGAACAAGGCUGCGCAGGCCAAGAACAACGUCGCUCCCGCCGGUGGAAUCAACGGUGGUCAAAUGAUCAACAACGUCGCCGGAACCAACCCCAAGAACGUCCUCGGCGCACAAGCUGGUGACGCCGCGACUGGCAAGGGUAAAGGCAAGGGCAAGGGCAAGGCUGCCGGUGCUCUCGCUGCUCUUCUCAAGGGCAACUAA